CAAUAAACGCCGAGGAAAACCCACUCGGAGGCAAGAUGGCUGACUCGAGUGAGUGCUUCAACAUCGGCAGCACAGUGAGUUGCGUUACGUGCUUCGAUGAGGAAUUACAAGGAGAAGUUUUAGCGUUCGACUCGCACGUGAAGCUCUUGACACUGAAAUCGCCAGCCAGUAGUGGGAGGACGUCCCUAUGCGACAUACGUAUGGUCAACCUUAGCUAUGUUUCUCAGGUUACAGUCUUGAGGGAAGCUCCAGUCUCCUCCUUACCAACACUGCCGUCUCUAAAUCUUACUAAGCUUAAUUCCCGAGCAAAGAGAAGCAUAGAAGAAAAGCAACGGCUAAUCCAGGCAAUGCAAUCUGGAGUGUCUCCUGAUGGUCAGAAGCUAUUUCUAACUAUCAAUAAAACGUUAGAGGAGGUGACAUGGAAGGGGGUAAAUAUUUUGGUGAUGGGGCAGGUCCUCAUCACGCCUCCAUACCAGUCGGACAACGUGAGAGAGCACAAGGAUGGGAAGGAGGUUAGCGCACUACAGCUUAAUUACAUCAAGAAAAUUGUGGACAAGUUUCACAAGGAUCAACAGAGUAUGUCCAUGAACAAUGGAACAAGUGCGACACCAGUUGUAGAGGUGCAAGCGGUGUCGCAGUGAAGCAGCUGUCAGACCAAACACCUCACCUACAAACACCAGGUGGGGG
Molecule: messenger RNA, 687 nt
Organism: Penaeus vannamei (Pacific white shrimp)
Lineage: Eukaryota; Metazoa; Arthropoda; Malacostraca; Decapoda; Penaeidae
Product: protein LSM12
Molecular function (GO): RNA binding
Source: RefSeq, a predicted model, not a curated record